AUGGUGCGUUACUUAUUGAAUGUGCUGUUGUUGCUGCUACUGGGGAUCACAAAAAAAACAGCAGUAGCAACAGAUCUUCCUGGCCUGGAUUUUCUUGCAUCUGGUUUCGAUGCAAUUAAAAUGAUAUCGAAUAAUGAAAAUGUCGAAUCAACAGAUCGUUCAAGAUUUCGUGUGUUUAAUUUGAUAACGGAUCGUGAUGGUUAUCCAUUCACGUUAAAUGUACACAAUAUCAAAUCCAAAUUUCAAACUCCGUCUGUUGUACAAGUAACACGUAUAAAUAUGCGAAGUACAGUCAGUGUUCAAAGCGUUUCCUAUACAUAUCAAGAAUUCUUCCACAGUUACUUUCGUUCAUAUUCAUUUGAUAUUGGUAUUACAGCUGGACCGGUAAACGCUGCACUCAGUUAUCAUAGUACAUUGAGUGAAGUAUAUCAGAAAAUAACAAAAGAUCAAGCAGCUGUUGGUAUGUCAACUGAUUGGUGGGGCCUGUUUUCAAUUACAUUAGCACCAGUAUUUAUAUUGACGUACGAUCCAAUAUUUAAUCUUACCAUUUCAAAACUAGCUGCUAACCCACUGAGUGAAACCGAUCAGUUCUUUUAUAAUCAACUGAUAACAUCGUUCGGUACUCAUUAUAUAUCAUCUGUCGUUGUUGGCGGUACAGUUGACAUGUUUACCUCAGUGACAAGUAAAUUUCAACAGGAAUACAGUAAGUUUGCAGUCUCAGAACAAAUUGGUUUUAAAUUCAGCUUUGAAGAAGCACAAAUGUCAGCGAGUAAAAGAUAUGAUAAAGUAAUAGAUGUGUCCAGUGAAACUUUUCGUCAAAAUUCACAACUGGAAGUCAAGUUUCUGCCUGCCAUUAUCGAUACUUCAGCACCAAAGAAUAUUUCGUUAGAUAUUUGGAUGAAUCAAACAGCGAAAACACCAACAGUUAUCAAUCGUACAAUGUCAUCGAUCACAAACUUAUUGUACGACAAGGAUAUCCGAAUUCGUCGUUAUUUACAAUUAACCAUCGAUUAUUAUCUAAAAAAUGGACAAGUACCAAGUUAUGAACAGUUGCGUAAUGCUGGUAGAAAACGACGACGACGAAGUUUAAUUGGAGAUAGUGAUAUGGAACUAAUUCCAGGAAUUGAUGUUAUCGGGUGUGGUUACGAUAUUUUCUCGUUGGACAGUAAAUCUUGUCUAUUCGAUUUAUCCACAAAUGAUAAUGAAACAUGGAUCGAUGUGUUCAAUGAUCGAAUGGAAUAUCAAGUACCGGACGGUUACUUCGUCAGAGGCACAAAAGAUCUAUUAUCAAUGUCAGACACGGCAUUCUUCGACACAUACAAACAAUUCAUCACUGAAUCAUCUUUUUUCACUCGUCGCGAUUCAUCGGGAUUUUUAGGUUUUGGUGCAUCAACAAAUAAACAGGAUACAAGGACAAAGUAUAGUCGAUUCUACACACACAAAUAUCGUAUGGCAUGGACAAAACGGCAGGCUAUUUGGUUUACGCUGGCCGUAGCAUCAUUUCCAACGCCAAAACUGAAUGCCAUUACACGCCUGACAAUUGAUCAUCUGCCGUCAACGUUUGAUUCAAAUUCAACGGAUAAUGUCCAAAAAUGGAAAUUCUUCUUUGACUCUUACGGCACACAUUUUGUUGUCCGUGCUGAUAUUGGUGGAAUGUUCUGGGGCGAAGAUUAUUUUGAAUCGUGCCUGAUUAAGAAAAUGACUGAAACAUGGGUGCGCAGAGAAAUUAUUAAACGUUACUGGUUUUUUAGUACUAGAAAAAUAGAAGAAACCUAUGAUAGAAACGUUAGUGAAGAAUAUCAGCAAAAUUCGCUAUCCAUAUUUAAAAUCAUUGGCGGAGCUACCGACAUUAUACCAUUGAAAACUAUCGAAGACUGGAUGCCAACAAUAAAAGAUGAUCCAAAACCAGUUACAUAUACUCUUCAACCGAUCUACACAUUGUUACCAUUGCACACAGAAAAACGUACGGCAAUGGAAGAAGCAACAUUCUAUUUCCGAUCAUCGAUGGACAACAGUGCCAACUUGUACAUACAACGUCUACAGUCAGAAACCAGUCCACCGGAAUUACCCCAAAUGAAUUGUACGGAGAAGAAGAAGAAACGUAGUGUGAAGUAG
Molecule: messenger RNA, 2115 nt
Organism: Didymodactylos carnosus
Lineage: Eukaryota; Metazoa; Rotifera; Eurotatoria; Philodinida; Philodinidae
Source: the annotation of a GenBank genome assembly